GGACGUGUCGGAGAAGAAUGGAGGCAAUAGCGAAGCACGACUUCACGGCGACCGCCGAGGACGAGCUCAGCUUCCGCAGAUGUCAAAUCCUAAAGAUCUUGAACAUGGAAGAUGACAUGAAUUGGUAUAAAGCUGAAUUAGAUUCCAAAGAGGGACUUAUACCAAGUAAUUACAUUGAGAUGAAGAGUCAUGAUUGGUACUAUGGAAGGAUAACCAGAGCAGAUGCUGAGAGAUUGUUAAUGAACAAACACGAAGGUGCUUUUUUGAUCAGAAUUAGUGAAAGUUCUCCUGGUGAUUUCUCCUUAUCUGUAAAGUGCUCUGAUGGUGUGCAGCAUUUUAAAGUAUUACGAGACGCACAAGGCAAGUUCUUCUUGUGGGUUGUUAAAUUCAACAGCCUCAAUGAACUGGUGGAAUACCACCGCUCAGCAUCUGUUUCUCGCUCACAGGAUGUUAAGCUGCGUGAUAUGGUGCCGGAGGAGUGUCUGGUGCAAGCAUUGUACGAUUUCACGCCGCAAGAAACCGGCGAGUUAGAGUUUCGACGAGGAGACGUCAUCACUGUCACGGAUCGCUCGGAUCAGCAUUGGUGGAACGGAGAAAUCGGAAAUAGACGAGGACUGUUCCCAUCUACCUAUGUGACGCCAUAUCACUCCUAGGCCUCAAAGGGCAGGGGUAGUUGUUGGGAACAGCGGCCGGCUUAUCCCACUACUAUCAUCUACAAGAUCCGAGUUGCCGCGGAUUUCAUAAACAAUAUUUUACAAACCUCACCCAUCGAAUGGGCCACCAGGGUGUACUGGUGGUCUCGCCGAAAAGUCUUCUACAAGUAAACGAUCGAGUAAACGUGCGAAUUGUUCAUAUUCCAAGACCAAAAUCCUCUGAUAUUAAGAAGGAUGAAUGUCGCGUUUAUUUAGACGAAGAAGAGAACUAAAGAUGAAAAUCACCACCGUCAUCGACAUCACAUCGAAACAUCCGACAAUGUUUAAUGAAGAUAAGAACAUCUUGGGAUUUUAGGGGCGCUUAGUGUGAUCAUCUCUGAAUUCAUUUUGGACGCUUUCGUGCCGAAAGCGUCAUUCUAUCUUUAUUACUCAUUACACGCUGAAGGAAGGUAGAAUGAAUGAUGUUUUCAGUAUGAAAACCUCUAAAACGAACUUAGCCCUAGAGAUGCCGGACGAUGGUCCGAGGAUCCGAGGGUCUCUUAAUGCUAUCUGCAAGGGUCCAAGGAUCUAUGAAUAUCGCGAAUGUCUAUGGGAUCUGAGGAUGCCUAAAAGAUGCCUAAAGGAUCUAAGGAUUCAAGCAUUUAUAGAACUUUAACGAUCUAUAACGAUCCUUUAUCUAGAGUUAUCUAAGAAUUUACAGAUACCCCCCAGGGAUCUAAGGGUCUCUCUCGCGUGAUCCUCGAAAUGAACUUCGAAGUCGCGUUCGAGGAUAACCGAAUGUAUAUUAUUUUUUUGUUUUUCUUGUCUCUCUCUCGUUUUUUUUUUUUUUAAUCAUUCUUUUCGACGAACUAUACUCUUCCUUUAUUUACUGCGUAAAUAAUAAAUAACGAAAAAAUUCGUAGCCUA
Messenger RNA from Dinoponera quadriceps, 1559 nucleotides. It is a transcript of the gene drk, whose product is annotated as protein enhancer of sevenless 2B. Lineage: Eukaryota; Metazoa; Arthropoda; Insecta; Hymenoptera; Formicidae. The transcript is spliced from 6 exons. The record is from RefSeq and is a predicted model, not a curated record. Gene Ontology annotation, molecular function: protein binding. The coding region runs from base 18 to 653 and encodes 211 amino acids.